AUAUCGUGCGAAAAAGAAUUUUAUCAGACAUUAAUCGGUGUACCUCAGUUAUGAGGUUAGAAAGACUAAACAUAACCUCGCACAAAUGGACCAAGUUUCAUAGAAAAUAAUAAAGAAUAGUGAGACAAUGAAUGGCAUCUUAGCGAUUAUUAUAUUAAGUGACGAAACUGACAAUAUUUUUGCAAAAUGCACUGUAUGCGGAAAAUCCUAAAUAUUGCGCAACGGAAUGUGCAAGUGUGUAACAAAGUUGAUACAGUCUAUAAAAGCACGGGAAUGCUGCUACAAAAUAUUAUUUGUCGUUUGAAUCACGACUCCGAGGAAUACAUAUCCGUUGAGAAUGAGAAGGAGCAGCAAGCGUACAUCGAGCUCGCCAGUAGUUAUUUGGGCAUUGCAGUUGGCGGGCACAGGACGUUUAUUUUACAACCAUACAUAAAAUGGGGUAGAGACAAGAAGAGAAACACCUCGCCAGAACUACAAAUGGCCGAGGCUGUCGCACUAAUAAACACUCUAUCUAACUGGUGCGUAGUCGGUGCGAAGUACGCCCCAUUACUUACGUUACAGAAGAAGCAACUGCUGGGUACCGGCGCGAUGGAAGAUCUAAAGAAGGAAUUACGUAAAUCUGAGAAUCCCACUGCCGUAUUUGUUAGCACCAAUCUACUGAAAUUUGUCCAAAUUAGAGAAUUGGAAAAGAUCUUUGGUCUACCGGUGUAUGACCGUUACUCCAUAGUCAUCCAGAUAUUCCGCGAGCACGCGAAGACUUCGGAAGCAAGACUGCAGGUAGCCUUAGCGGAGAUACCAUAUAUUCGAAAAAAAAUGCUUGAAACGUGUAUUACCCGCAGCGGCGCGAUAAACAUGACGGAGAAGAUGAAACUGUUACUCGACGGCAAAGAGAAGAAAUUGAGAAACGAAUUGAAGAAGCUGCAACAGCAUCGACAGGUUAUCAGGACCCACCGCAAAAACCAUGCCUUUCCCACGGUUGCUGUAGUCGGUUACACAAACGCGGGGAAGACCGCCUUGAUAAAAGCGCUCACGGAUGACGGCUCUUUACAGCCUAGAGACAAAUUAUUCGCAACCCUUGAUACAACCGCGCAUCAAGGGAUUUUACCCAACAGAUUAAAAGUUUUGUACAUGGAUACCAUUGGAUUCAUUCAAGACGUGCCCGAAACUUUGAUUGAACCAUUUAUUGUGACCCUAGAAGAUGCUAUAAACGCUGACGUGAUAGUUCACAUAUAUGACGUCAGUCAUCCGGAUAUGCAGGCGCAAUAUCAGCAUGUACAGAAUACGAUAAAACUCAUGUUGGACGCUCGUCCGAUAAUCGACGUCGCCAAUAAAUGUGAUCUUGUUGAAAGUAACCCCGCACCCACGGAUGCGAUUGCCGUCUCCGCCAAGAAUCUAACAGGAAUCGAUUUGUUGCGCUUGAAGAUACAAGAGGUCCUUUUAACCACCACUGGACUAUUAAGUAUACGCGCGAGGGUAAAAUCCGGCAGUCUCGCGGCCAGCUGGUUGUACAAGAUGACGACAGUGACGAACGCCGAAUCAGAUCCAGACAAUGCCCAGUAUUUAAUUAUGGAAGUGAUCACUACUGCGGUCACUAUUCAAAAGUUUAAGAAAUUUUUAGCAACGAAUAAUUCAAAGCAAUAAAACAUUUUAUACAUA
Messenger RNA from Monomorium pharaonis (pharaoh ant), 1656 nucleotides. RefSeq names its product putative GTP-binding protein 6. NCBI's taxonomy places the organism in Eukaryota, Metazoa, Arthropoda, Insecta, Hymenoptera, Formicidae. Gene Ontology annotation, cellular component: cytoplasm. The transcript has 4 exons. The record is from RefSeq and is a predicted model, not a curated record. Gene Ontology annotation, molecular function: GTP binding; ribosome binding. Bases 187 to 1641 code for a protein of 484 amino acids.